Messenger RNA from Larimichthys crocea (large yellow croaker), 4039 nucleotides. It is a transcript of the gene ripk3, whose product is annotated as receptor-interacting serine-threonine kinase 3. Lineage: Eukaryota; Metazoa; Chordata; Actinopteri; Sciaenidae. The transcript is spliced from 14 exons. The record is from RefSeq and is a predicted model, not a curated record. Gene Ontology annotation, biological process: protein phosphorylation. The coding region runs from base 243 to 1766 and encodes 507 amino acids. Gene Ontology annotation, molecular function: JUN kinase kinase kinase activity; ATP binding.
CAUGAACGGUCCAGAAGCAGAAGUCAAACAGAGAAUUAUGGGAUGCCUGGUUUCACUUCUGCUUCGGCCUGUCGAGGCGGAACAAGAGCUGCUGCUCGUGCCGCCUGCUGUGAGUAGAAAGUCGGUGAAUGAGCUGGAGGGUUUUCUAUGCUCUUUACACCUCCGACGGUUCGGUUGAACAAUGAGGAAGAAGACAUAUCCUUAAGGCUUGACUUGAAGAGAAAAGGGCAAAGAAUUAAACUAUGGCACUGUCCAGCCAGCUGGCUCCUGCGCUGAUCGAAGACUCCAGCCUGGCGGACUGGACGGUGAUCGGCUCGGGGGGUUUUGGACAAAUCUUUAAAGCCAGGCAUCAGAAGUGGUGCUGCGACGUGGCGAUUAAACUGCUUCAUCAUGACGACGGGACCAGCAAAUCUUUGCUGCGUGAGAUCGACAUGAUGCGUCAAGGAAGCAGCCCGUAUGUUAUUCAGGUACUCGGCGUCUUCAGAGGUCGACUGCCCUCCUAUGGCCCAACAACGCAACUCGGACUGGUCAUGGAGUUCAUGGAAAGAGGAUCAUUGGCCUCCUUACAGGAAACCUUACAUGAAACUCCACCCUGGCCGUUGGUGUUCAGACUGGCUCACCAAGUGUCUCUGGGUAUAAACUUCCUCCACAGUUUGUCCCCCUCUGUGCUCCACCUGGACCUGAAGCCCAGCAACGUGUUGCUAGACACCUCUCUCAAAGCCAAGCUUACAGAUUUUGGCCUUGCCCGGUUUUACCACAGCGUCUCGCGGAUUUCUAAGAAAGACAACGAAGAGGAUGGGGGCACGAUUAGCUACAUGCCACCAGAGGCGUUCAACUUAUCGUACACCCCUACCCGAGCCUCCGAUAUCUACAGUUAUGGUAUACUCCUAUGGGCCAUGGUCACUGGGAAACAACCAUAUGAACAUGCACAGACCAACAUAGUGCGGUUUCGAAUCCCACAAGGAGACCGUCCAUCCCUGGACGAGAUCACAAGCCAGGCUGCUGGCAUCGCAGGGCUGACUGGACUGAUGAACCUAAUGAAGAGAUGCUGGGAGGCAAAACCCAAGCAAAGACCGUCCUCACAGGAGUGUACAACCGAGACAGAAGAACUGUAUAAGCUGCACAAACACGCGAUAGUUGAUGCAGUCCACGAAGUGCUGAAGAAACUGGACGAGAAGGAAGAACAAGCUAUGACAGAGCAGGUUCACGUCACUCAGCCGUCAGAGGGCACCGGAGUUGCGGCACAAAACAUUUUUGAUAAUGUGCCGACGGGGCGGCCGCCAGUUCAGGAAGUGGCUGCCCACUGGACCCCAGAUAAAAGAGACAAAGCAAGAGUCAAAGAUCGGCCUUCGCCUGGAGCCCCAAAUUUGUGCGAUGUUGACACGAGUCGCUCAUCGGCGAACCACAAAGAGAAAGUGUCUUCCGUUCACCCGAUUCAUGCGUCACCGGCAUUAUCUUCGAUCAGGAUGUCAGCUCAAAGCAGAACAGCGACAAUAUCCCAGCAGGUUUUGAGGCCAAACCUGUAUCAACAGUACCACCGUCAGUUCUCCAGCCCUGAGGCUUUGUCCCGCCAUGCUCAACCCGUUCACAGUCCCGCCGUUCACAUCCACCUGAGUAACGUGACUGGAUUUCAGCAAGGCAACAACAACACCAUGUACAUCUUUGACCCCACGGAGAGGAAACGCCACCCGACGGCACCAUCUAGAGUCAGCGUCCCGCCACCACAUUCAGGAAACAGGAGGAACCAAACAGGAGGAGUUGGCUGAGUUCACAAUGAGUUCUCUAUUUUUUUUUUUUUCUUUUUUCACAAAGGUUGUGUUUUGUAACAGGAGCUUCCUACGCUUCCUAAAAUCUUAUUCUUGAUUUUUGCGUUUCUGGGCAGGAUUCAGAUGUUGCUUCGUUAGAAUGCAUUUUUUUAAACAGUCUUUAUUUAUUUUUGCUUCUUUUAACCAAUGAGCAAAACUUCACACCUCUUUUUUUUCUUUUGCUCUGUCAGCAGUAUAAAUAUGAGCCAGUGCCGGUCAUAUGGUCUUGUUUUUUUUGUGGUCGACAAAUAUCCACAGUUGCAGUGCCAACUCAUCCUGAGGUGCUAAAAAUCGCCUUACCAACAUAUUGACUGUCAAACAAAAUGCCAUGUGUUGAUACAUAUGUUGACAGAAACUCCUUAAAGGUCCAGUGUGUGAGAUUUAUCAUUAGUGUAUACCUUAGAAUGAACCUUUUAUAUCCAGCGCCGGUCCUGGCCACAUUUGCGCCCUGGGCGAAACCCCCCCCCCCAUCCUCCUGUCCGCUGCCCCCCUCUGCCUUGUCAACACCCCGCUCCCGGGGCGCCCGCUCCCCUAACUUAAUGGGCGGUAUCUAAAAUUCGCGAGUUUUUUUUCUUUUUCGGGCGGUCGUGCGCCCCCCACGGAGACUGCGCCCUGGGCGGCCGCCCACAUUGCCCAUAGCUAAGACCAGCCCUGUUUAUAUCUAUAGAAGGAGUGAGUCGGUAAUGUUGAACCGCCAUGUUUCUACAGUAGCCCAGAAUGGACAAACACUGGCUCUCGAUAGGUGUUUUGUAUUCUAGCUACCGUAGUUUAUUCUAUGGCAUGGAGGGUUACUCAUAUGGAACCUUUAAUACUUUAAUAGAAUUUUCCUCCACCUGUUUGGUACUUCAUGAAGAUUAAAACAUAUUUUUAUAGUAUUAAUUAUUUAUAUUUUAUAGUAUUUUAAAUCCAGGCCUGGCUACCUUUACUUGAACUGAAAUAUUAUUUUUUCUUUGUUUGUUUUUGGAAAGUGCAAAUGCAUUUUCUUUCUUUAUCGCUUUUUUUUGUUUUGGUGUUAUUGCAUUAAUUUAGUUUAUUUUAUACGUCUGUGUACUUUUGUGGGUACAUCUUUAGAAACCCUCACCUAUGCUCAUGAGCUUUGGAUAGUGACCGAAAGAAUGAGAUCGUGGAUACGAGCAGCCGAAAUUAGCUUUUAUGAGAUAGUGGAGAGGAGCUCGGAGUAGAGCCACUUCUCUUCAUUGAAAUGAGCUAGCUGAGGAGGUCCAGGCAUCUGAUUAGGGUAGACCCAGAACUCGCUGGAAGGGCUAUAUAGUCCAUUUAACCUGGCGACAGGUUGGGAUCCCGCAGGAGGAGUUGGAAAGUGGUUGCCAAACCUGCUGUCACCACAUGGAUGGAUCUUUAGAAACUCAUGAAGUGCAACCCAGAACUUCAUAUAUUUUCAAUACGUGUGUUUUUAAAUGUACAUUGUUUUUGCCAAAAACAUCAAACACAAAGCUGAAUUUUAAAAAAAAAGUGUGUAUCCAAUGAUGCACAAGACAUCAGGAGUUUUGCAGUUGAUGUAACGGUGCUGCCAUAUAAAGUUGGCGUCUUGAAUACUUCACUCAGUAGAAGCAUGCCGUAGCUUCAAUGAAGUGAUGAAAUGUUUGAACCAGUAUGUAAUAUUUAUGUAGUUGUCAUUUUGCAUUGUGUGAAUUGCUUUAUCUUAAAAAGUUAAUUGUCCACAAAUCACAUACAAAGACCAGUGACUUCUGUUGAUCAUGUGGUGUUUGUUCUUCUUUGGUUUGUCUUUGCUAAUGAUCUUUGGUAACAGUAGGUGGCAGUCUUGUUUUUCUGUUCAGCUAUGGUGUCUUUGAUUGACAUCUACUCAUGUCUUCUUUUGUUUAUUUCCACCAAAGUAUAGUAUAGUUUUAUUGAAUUAUGUUAUAUUUUUUUCCAUGUUUUUGACUCCCAAGAGUCAAAUCGGUGUUUACCCAGUUUGGAACCAAAGUCUUCGCAUUGGUUUGUACUCCAGACAUGAAUCUCCAAAGUGCUAACACAGGACUCUGCUGUGCACCGGAGCGUUGAGACUAAUCGGUUGUGACGGUCCAGUGUUAACACAACAGGCUCCUGGCACUGGAUCCCUUCAUUCACUGCCAAUCCUCCAUCUGCCACCGGAUCCUCUGCAGAGAGACGCACUGUCGCUUUGCGUCAAUGCGACGACAAACUCACAGGAGAACAUGAGAAAGAAUAUGUAUAGUUUAAGGUUUUUACAAUAAAAGUUGCAAGUUUGAUGCUUA